Messenger RNA from Gaeumannomyces tritici R3-111a-1, 1486 nucleotides. RefSeq lists its product as hypothetical. Gene Ontology annotation, cellular component: extracellular region. Gene Ontology annotation, molecular function: cutinase activity. Gene Ontology annotation, biological process: carbohydrate catabolic process. NCBI's taxonomy places the organism in Eukaryota, Fungi, Ascomycota, Sordariomycetes, Magnaporthales, Magnaporthaceae. The coding region runs from base 721 to 1371 and encodes 216 amino acids. The record is from RefSeq and is a predicted model, not a curated record. The transcript has 3 exons.
GCUUGACGCUUGUCCCUCAUUCUUUCCCAUUCGUUUGCAAGUGCAAGCUCGCCGUUGUGCUUCUUCUCCAUGUCAUCCCCCGCAGCCCUAUCACAGCGAUGAACGUCUGCCCCGCGGUCCGCCAGAUGCAGGUCGUCUUCCUCUUCCCCAGUCCUCGGCACUCUCCGUGCUAGGCUGGACUAGGAAACUGGACCGAUGGCACGUGGACCGGGGAUCGCAACCGGCUUGCGACCUUGGUCAUGGGUGGCUUGGACGACGAUGCGACGUGCCCCAGCGCGACGGCUACCCCCGCAAGGGCGUAUUCGUUCAUCUGCCAUCCCCAGAUUUGCUUGCGCCGCGCCAGAAGUUCUCCCGUCAAUACCUGUCCCUGCCAUGCGAUCUCCCUGCCCCGUUGGGCGUCGACAAUGGAGAAAUUGGGGGAGCGAUUAUGAUCACCGCCCCUCAUCACGCUUCGCGCCAUCUAGCAAUGCGGGCCUUGGGGACUGCGUGAUUCGCGCGCCUCAGCGGCUCGAGGUGGCUGCUGGCCGGCAGGCCGAGGUAGAGGAUCAUGUAUUUAUACGGGCCGUGUCCGGCUUCUUUCCUAAGUCUAGUGGCCAUGUGUGCCGUCAGGUCUUGAUCAGGUCGUCCAGUGCUUAGCAGCCCCAGCUCAGCGCCAGCCAGCCCAGCACGCGUACCUGCCGUCCAGUCCCCAUCUUCCCGGAACGCCUACUCCCUAUCAACAUGAAGGUUUCAGGCCUCUUCUCCCUUGCGGCCGUCGUCUCGUCGGCGGUGGUUUCGGCCGCCCCCGUCCUCCUCUCGGCGCGCCAGUACUCGGGAAACACCUACAACCAGCUCAUCGACGGCACCCCAUGCCGGGACGUGACUCUCAUCUAUGCCCGCGGCACCAUCCAGCAAGGCAACGUGGGCGACCCGGCGGCCGUCGGGCCCCUCAUGUUCAACGCUCUUGCUGCCCUCCUGGGUACUAAUAAGCUCGCGGUACAAGGGGUUACGUACCCAGCCAGUAUCCUGGGCUUCCUGCUCGGCGGGGAUCCCGACGGGGCUAACACCAUGACGGCUCAUGUGGCAAGGGCGGCAACCCAAUGCCCCAACACCAAGAUCAUCCUUUCGGGAUACAGCCAAGGCGCACAACUUGUUCACAGGACUGCCGGGCAGCUGACUGCUGACGUCGCUGGCAAAGUCACAGCUGUCCUCACACUUGGCGACCCCUUCAUGAAGCGCACGCUUGCCAACAUCCCCGCCUCCAAGCACAGGGUUAUCUGCCAUGACGGUGACAACAUCUGCGAGGGAGGAAUCAUCGUAAAUGACAAGCACACAAACUACCAGGAGGACGCCGGGGAUGCUGCCUUGUGGAUGAUGUCGAGGGUGCGGUAAGCCACAGUUGGCAUGUUUUAGCGAAGUUUUGCUGGUGAUCUUUUCUUAAGGGUUAGGUACGGAAUUACCGCAAUGAUAAGCAGCAGGUCAACUGCAUAAUAUCACGAUUGAUCUG